Molecule: messenger RNA, 2007 nt
Organism: Schistosoma intercalatum
Lineage: Eukaryota; Metazoa; Platyhelminthes; Trematoda; Strigeidida; Schistosomatidae
Source: the annotation of a GenBank genome assembly
GUCGCGCUUUGCAUGGCGGGUUUCUGACACUUGCGUUACGUAGCGUAAACCAGUAAAGUAAUACUGCUGACUUUAGUGCUUGGAUCAUGCAAAGUUGGAAAUGCUGUUCUUUUGUUGUAGGAGAAUUAUGUUGGUUUUGGUUUGAAACGUUUCAGUCCUAGCUACUACUCCACCCAUAAAUACAUGUCUUCCGUCAUAUUACUUCUCUAAUUGAAAUAUUUGUUUGUGGGCGAAAGUAUUUAUGUAACUAAGUCUAUUGGGUUUCAACGUUUUAGGUAAAAAAGAGGAUGGUUCAUAAUCCGACUGAUGAUAUUGAUUUAAAAGUGUCAACACUUGAUCCAGAUAUACAAAUUGGAGAAGUGUAUAAAGUUUUACGAUCUACUGGUCAAUACUAUCCUGCCGCUGUAAUUGAAGGUCGUAUAGAUGGUAAUGGGAAUAAAGAAUAUUAUGUUCAUUAUUGCAAUCACGACCGUAGAUUAGAUGAAUGGGUUACAUCUGAACGAAUUGACUGUUCUGCAAAGCUUAAAAUUCCAUGCGAGUCGUCUCUUAAUCAGUUAACAGAUUCUGCUGGGUGUGAUGUCCGAUUCACCAGAAAUCAGAAACGCAAGUUGGAAGAAACUUCCAAAGUUCUUCAAGAAAGUGACUCUUUAGACUCUACUACGCAAAAAUUGGAGCUUGAAUAUCAAGAAUUUACUCGAGUGAAAUUUAUUGAUCAGAUACAAUUUGGCAAGUACGAAAUUGACACAUGGUAUUUUUCACCUUAUCCCGAAGAAUUUAGACAAGUGAAAAAGUUAUGGAUAUGUGAAUAUUGUUUAAAAUAUAUGAAGUAUUCAGAAACAUGGUUAAACCAUAUAAAAUAUGAUUGUAAAGCAAAACGACCUCCUGGUAAAGAAAUAUACAAUCAUGGAAAUCUAUGCGUUUUUGAAUUAGAUGGCAAUGUACAAAAGCUUUACUGUCAAAAUCUAUGUCUGUUGGCCAAAUUGUUUCUAGAUCAUAAAACACUUUAUUAUAAUGUUUCACCAUUUAUAUUCUAUGUUCUAUGUGAGAUAGACAAUGAUGGAGUACAUCUUGUUGGUUAUUUUUCCAAGGAAAAAGUAUCUGCUGAUAAUUAUAAUCUUGCAUGUAUCUUAACUUUACCACCAUUUCAACGUCGUGGAUAUGGUCAUUUCUUAAUUAGUCUCAGUUAUGAAUUAGCUAAAAUUGAACAAAUUGUUGGUACACCAGAGAAACCUCUCUCCGAUUUAGGUCGUUUAAGUUAUCGUAGUUAUUGGGAAAAGGUAAUAUUGAAUUUUCUAUUAGAAAAUCCUAAUUGUACAAUGAAUGAAUUAAGUACAAAAACAUGUAUUGCCAUUGAUGAUAUUAUUUGGACAUUACAAUAUCAUCCAAUUAUUAAUAAUUGGCAACAUGGUCAUCAGAUAUGCCUACAUCGUGAUACUAUACAACAAUAUUUGAAUCAACUAAAUGAUGAACAUUCUAUGAAAGCCUUUCGUACAGAUGGUAAAGAACAACGGAAAAAUCGUAAAUUGAUGCAUAAAAACUCUUUUAUAUUGGAUAUCAAUCGAUUGAAAUGGGAUCCACCAAUUAAAUCAUCACAGAAUAACAAAGAAAGUCAAAUGUAAUUAAUGCUGUUACUUAUUUUUUUUGUGUGUGUACAAAUUCAGUGACUACUGUUAUUAUCAUUGUCAGUAGUAAUGAGAUUCUCUUUAAACUUUUAUUUUGUUUUUAUAAUCAACUAUAUUUUUUUUUGAUUUAUUUAAUUGUGCUAUUAUUAAUUAGUGCAUGAAGUUGAUCUCCCUCAACAUUUCGAUGUAAAUACAAGUUGUUUUUUUAAAGAAAUUAAAAUUAAAUGUGCAUUUAUCGUCCAUCUAAAAAUUUUGCUUUGAUGUUUAUUAGUUCUAUGUAAGAGUUUUCAAGAUGCAUCGAAUGUGUGGACAGUUGUGUAAUUGUUGAAAUUAUUUUAGAAUUAUUUGCUUACGAAAUAUAUUGAGGUAAAAGACAUUUUAAAAA